UUCUAUCAAAGAUGGCGUCGCGCGGCAUCUAAACCCAACCACAACCCGAGAAUAACCAGAGAGAUUUAUCCCACCUGAGGGUCCCAGAAUGACCAUGGCCUUUGAGGAGAUAAAGAAGAAAGGAAUGAUGGAGGGGUCAGGGAUGGAAGGAGACGUUGGUCUUGUUGCCGGUCGCAGCCAGAGGGAGAAGAGGCGGUCAUAUAAAGAUCUGUUAAGAGAGGAAGAAGAAAUCGCAGCGCAGGUGCGCAAAACCUCAAAGAAACAACACAAGGAUUCUGAUCUUUUUCUAUUAGGAACAGAUUCUCACAAGAAAAAAAAGAAGCACUCGAGUGAAGAACACUACCACAGAGAUCAUCACAGUUCUGGUCAGCCCGCACACAAGAAAAAGCGCAAGUCUUCAGAUCGUUCGCCCUCCCUCUCCUCCUCCCACGCGUCCAAUUCCGCAGACACAGCCAUGGGCCUCCUGGAGGCCAUCACCUCACCGCUGGCCACGGGGUCUGACCCAGCUCCUCACCUCCACAAAAAACCAUCCUACCCCACUCACGCCAGCUCUCACUCCUCCUCCAAAGACCGCAAGCGUGAAGGCAGCUCAAAGAGCGGCCACCUCUUCUCCCAUUCGCGCCCGCCUGGCUCGUCUUCCUCUAAGAAACACUCCUCAUCCUCGAAAUCGCUUCUGUUUCAUGGAGGAGCUGGGAAAGGAGAGCCGCUGACCCUGUGUGAAGCCGAAGGUCUAAAGAUGAAACUCAUCCUUUCCUCAAAGGAAAAGAAUGAAGGAUUAGAGACAAAUGAGGGAUUCUCCUUUCCACACCACACGCCUUCCUCAACCUCAGGUGCUGUGGGUCAUCAUCCGUCAUCCAGCUCGAAGAAAGGAGUGGUGAAGAAGGAGAAAGACAAAGACAAAACGCUUAAGCCACCAAAGAAGAAGCAGCACACUCGUGAGCCUUUGCCUGUGGUCGGGAAAGAGGUGGAGGUUGUCGGUCAUUACGGCGGCUCUUUCGGGCACGUGGGAGCCGACAGCUCGUCGUCAGGAGAACUGGAGGCCGGCGAGCUGGUGAUCGAUGACUCCUACACACACCUGUCAAAAAAGAAGAAAAAAAGCAAGAAGAGCAAAAAGAAGAAGGAUAAAGAGCGAGACAGAGAGCGAGAGAAAGGGUCAAGAGAGAAGAAACACAGUAAAGGAAGAUCUGGAGGAAAGAAAAGUCCAGGGGAUCCGUCCAGAAGCCACUCCCAUUCUCACAGCUCGACCAAUCACAGCGUAUCUGGUGGGAUGUAUACUAUGGCUCCUCCCACUUCGGCUCAUCAUCAUCAUCAUCAAAACGUUGAAGUGAUGGUUGACAAGAAAAAAAAGAAGGAAGAAAAAGAGAGAGAGAAACAGGAGAAGGACAAGUCGAAGAAGAAGAACACAACAGCAUAUCAGGUGUUCUGUAAAGAGUACAGAGUCAAUAUCAACGCCGAACAGCCUGGAUUAGUCUUCGGCGAGUUAAGUAAGAAACUCGCAGAGGUGUGGAAACAACUACCUGAAAAAGACAAACUGGUCUGGAGACAGAAAGCUCAAUAUCUUCAGCACAAGCAGAAUAAAGCUGAAGCCAUGACAGUGAAACGAAGACCCUCGACAUCGUCUGAGAGCAAAAGCAAAGGUGUCAGUAAAGCAGUCGGUUUGGGGGCAGGAUUGACCCCACAGAGUCGCUCUGCUAUGGGCAUGUCCUUGUCUCCUGCACGGGUACCUGACGUUGACCCCAUAGACGCGGCUGCUCACCUGCAGCUAUUGGGCGAGUCUCUGUCUCUCAUUGGACAUCGACUUCAGGAAACAGAGGGAAUGGUUGCAGUUUCUGGCAGUCUUUCGGUUCUUUUGGACUCAAUCUUAUGUGCUCUUGGUCCAUUAACUUGUCUGACAGCUCAGGUCCCACAACUCAACGGCUGCCCGAGGAACCUCCUGUCAAAUACUCUGGACAACAUCGCUUACAUCAUGCCUGGACUAUGAAUCUCUCUCGCUGCACUUAAAAAAGACUGAGUUGACCUCCAACCGAGGACUUGCAGAGGAGUUACUUUUUCUCAUCAUUGUUGAACAAAGCAAUGGAAAUUCUUCGUCUCCGACGUGUUUUAAAGAACAGUAUUUAAAAUGUUAGCCGUUUUUUAAUGUUUUUUAAAAAAAGAUGCUUUUUUAGAGAAGAAUUUUAAGGGUUGCAUUUUAUGUUUUUGUUUUAGGUCUCCAUGUUUCAGUGUUACAGUCUGUUGUAAGCAGUCUGUAAAUGUGUGUGUAUGUGCCGUAAAAUAUAUGUAAAGGUACUCGUUUAUGAUGUCUUGAGUAUUUUUUGUUUUGUACAGAUAUGUGCCGUUUCAUUUUAGGACCAAAUGUUUUAUUUUCUAAUUUAAUUUUGAGUUAAUUUAUACCAACAGCAAUUCAUGUGCACUGUCAUUUCAUGUCACUUAUUGCAUUUUUUAUGCAUAUGUUGUAAUUUUAUAGUUUUUAUUGUUUUUAGCAUGUUUACAGGAAUGUGUAAAACCACUUUAAAGGUGCACUAAGUUUUUUUUAAAUGACAAAAAGCACUUUUGGCCCAAAUCUCCAGUCAUUUGGUAACAGCUUUAUUAAAAUCAGAUGAUGCAGAUAUUUAGAAAACAAAUACUUAAUGCACCUUUAAAGGUAUGACCAUUUUAAACAAGCGAUUGUUAGUAGUUUUAGAUGAUGAAAAAUGUAUUAUAUAUUUGCAUUGACACAUUCAGUACAUCCGAUUUCAUCUGCUUAUUUGGAGAAAAAGUAUUUUCAUUAAAAUGCACAGAUCUUGUUAAAUAGGUUUGUUUUAUACACUGAUGGAUUAAUGGCUUUCAUUACUACAAAUAACGCUUAUACUGAAAUAUUACAUUUAUAUCGGUCAUUGUAUUAGAUAAUGAUACCCACAAGCUUCUUUUGGGCAAAUGUUUUGCUUGGACAGUGUGCUAACUUUAGUUUUUGUACAUGAUUAAAUGUGUUGUUAUGUAAUGCAAUGACAUGUGAACAUGCCACACCCAGCUUUAAUUCCCUGUUAAAGGGAUAGUUCACCCAAAAAAGCAGAAUCUGUCAUCUCUCCCUCGUGUCUUUCAUGACAUGUAUAUGAAAACCUCCAUAUGACUCUUUUUUUAUGUUGAACGCAAAAGAAGAUAUUUAGUAAA
Molecule: messenger RNA, 3147 nt
Organism: Triplophysa dalaica
Lineage: Eukaryota; Metazoa; Chordata; Actinopteri; Cypriniformes; Nemacheilidae
Gene: hmgxb4a
Product: HMG box domain containing 4a
Exons: 13
Coding region: 89-1981 (630 amino acids)
Source: RefSeq, a predicted model, not a curated record